AUUUACUCUUCUCUUGACGACAACCCGCUGGCUUGCUCUACCGUAUACAGUCAGAGCGUGGUAGCGUUGGAAGACCACCUGCGCCAUUCAGAGCCAUUAACAGCAGCAGCAUCCAGUGCCACUGUGCCCAGCAUUUCAGUUGACUACUCUUCAACUACAAAUGAUGCCCUGAAUGGUAAAUUCGUUUCUGCUUCAUCUUCAUCUUCGAUUAUCCCAGUCAUUGCUAAUCCAAUGGCAGAGACGUCUUCAUUGCCAUGCCCGAUCUCCCAGACUGCCCUCAACCAACACGCUUCCUCAGCUGUUUCAGCUCCAGCUUCAGGCCUGAUUGACCUCAGUUCUGAGCAAGACAAUUACGGUCAUUUGGCCUCUAAUCCGAAGAUUGUCACUUCUCGUAGCAAUGUUCUAACGGCAGGCGAUGAUUAUGACUGCCCUCCCGCUACAACUCUGACCCUUGUCACUGGAGAUGAAGUCUCGCUUAAUCCGUCUUCCCUACUGGCAGCCGGUAAUACUGAAGAGGCAUCUAUUAGUGCUUCGACAUUUGCAGCGAACUCUACUUCGUACACGUUAGAUAUGUCUCCAUUCUUUGUUGACAUGCCGCGACGACGAGUAACAGAAAAAACUAAGAUGAGAUUAGAUAGGCUGAGUGAGUAA
Protopolystoma xenopodis is the source of this 651-nucleotide messenger RNA. NCBI's taxonomy places the organism in Eukaryota, Metazoa, Platyhelminthes, Monogenea, Polystomatidea, Polystomatidae. The record is from the annotation of a GenBank genome assembly.